AUGACAACAGAGAAGUCCUCCUUGUUAGGAGAUGAACCUAUCUCGUUAUAUAAUACAAAGAAGAAGAGUUCAUUUGAGAAAUAUUUGAAGUAUUUAACGCAUGUGGUGGUUAUUAUCGGUACUGUGUACUUGUGUUUAUCGAACAUAAAGGGACCUGAACCUAUGGAAGUUGAUACCAAUAAGAAAAAAAAUGUGAUAUUUAUGGUUACAGAUGGUAUGGGACCAGCAUCUUUAUCGCUUGCGAGAUCGUUCAAGCAGUUCAGAGAUGGGCUUCCCAUUGACGAUGUUUUGCAGUUAGAUCAACAUUUAGUUGGGUCUUCGAGGACCAGGUCUAAUUCUUCACUUAUUACAGAUUCUGCUGCUGGGGCGACUGCAUUUUCUUGUGGAUUAAAGUCGUAUAAUGGAGCCAUCGGAGUUUCAGCUGAUAGUGAGCCGUGCGGAACAAUUUUAGAGGCUUUGAAGCUCCAAGGAUAUAUGACAGGAUUGGUUGUUACUACGAGAAUAACUGAUGCUACUCCGGCUGCUUUUAGCUCACACGUCGACCAGAGAUAUCAAGAAGACAUGAUAGCUGAACAACAGUUGGGAGGGUAUCCUUUGGGAAGAAUGGUGGAUUUGAUCAUUGGAGGUGGAAGAUGUCAUUUCUUACCCAAGUCACAUAAGGGUGGAUGUCGUUCAGAUGACAGAAACUUGGUGGAAGAAGCACAGCAUGAAAAAGGAUGGAAUUAUGUGGGAAACCGCGAACAAUUUGAUCAAUUGAAACACGGUCAUAAUGUCCAAUUUCCAUUAUUGGGUUUAUUGGCUGACACCGAUAUUCCUUAUGAUAUCGAUAGAGAUCCAAAGGUCUAUCCAUCAUUAGCAGAACAGGUUAAAGUUGCCUUAACUGCUUUAUCGAAGGCUACUAAGGAUUCCGACAAAGGAUUCUUUUUCCUUAUUGAAGGUUCUCGUAUUGACCAUGCCGGCCACCACAACGAUCCUGCUGCUCAGGUUAGGGAAGUUUUAGCUUACGACGAUGCAUUUAAAGAAGUGUUAAAGUUCAUUGACGAAACUGAUACUGAUACUGUUGCAAUUUCUACCUCAGACCACGAAACAGGUGGUUUAGUCACAUCAAGACAAAAUACACCUUCCUAUCCUGACUAUAUAUGGUACCCAGAAGUUUUAUUAAACAGUACACACUCAGGAGAAUAUUUGUCUAGUAAGAUUGUCAACUUCACUUCCACUAACGACGACGUAACAACUCUUGACAAGUUCAUUGUGAAAGAAAUCCUUGAAAAGGAUUUGGGAAUCACAGACUACACUACAGAGGAAAUUGAAACCAUUAAACACUAUUCAAAUAGCGGACCAAAUUUAUUAUAUGUUUUAAACAAUAUAGUUUCUGUGAGAUCGCAAACUGGGUGGACAACUCAUGGUCAUUCGGCUGUGGAUGUUAAUAUUUACGCAUACACAAAUUCUAAACAAAUUAGAUCUCGAUUAUUAUCCAACAAGCCGUAUUAUGGCUUAUUAGGAAAUCAUGAAAAUAUUGAAAUCGGAGCAUUUAUGGAAGCAAUCACAGGCGUUAAAUUAGAUAAGAUUACGAAAUUGGUCAAGAAGACAAAGCAUUCGAUUACAACGAAGCUUGCUUCUCUUCAAGUAGAUGAAAUGCAUCACGGCGCUUAUUAA
Messenger RNA from Debaryomyces fabryi, 1656 nucleotides. RefSeq lists its product as uncharacterized. The record is from RefSeq and is a predicted model, not a curated record. Gene Ontology annotation, cellular component: fungal-type vacuole membrane. Gene Ontology annotation, biological process: dephosphorylation. Gene Ontology annotation, molecular function: alkaline phosphatase activity. The coding region runs from base 1 to 1656 and encodes 551 amino acids. Lineage: Eukaryota; Fungi; Ascomycota; Pichiomycetes; Serinales; Debaryomycetaceae. The transcript has a single exon.